AUGUCGGCGGCCGCAGUUGCGGCGGACGCCAGCCGACCCUUCGCCGGCCUGGCGUCAGUAUCCAUACCGGAGGACACCCCCGUGGAGGGCGAUAUCUCCGUCCCGCUAAACUCGUCGUCAUCUGGCGGGCGUGACGACGAUGAGAUGUCGACGCUGGACGAGCCGGUGAAGGAGACCAUCCUGAGGGACCUCCGUGCUGUGGGCAAAAAGUUCGUGCAUGUCCUGUACCCCAAACAGAGCUCGGAACUGCUGCGGGAUUGGGACCUGUGGGGCCCACUGCUACUCUGCGUCACCCUGGCGUUGCUCCUACAGGGUGGCGCUGCUUCCCCGCCCGGCGGCGACCAGGGCGGCCCGCAGUUCGCUGAGGUGUUCGUCAUCGUGUGGUUCGGCUCCAUCAUCAUCACGAUGAACUCUAAGCUUCUGGGUGGUACCCUCUCCUUCUUCCAAAGUCUGUGUGUACUGGGCUACUGCAUCAUGCCACUGACAGCGGCCAUGGUGGUGUGCCGGCUGGUUCUGCUGGGCAGCGAGGGAGUCGUCAGCUUCGCUGUGCGUCUGGCCGUGGUGGCGGCGUCCUUCGGUUGGUCCACCUUUGCCUCCACAGCCUUCCUGGCAGGCAGCCAGCCGCCCAACCGCAAAGGGCUGGUGGUCUAUCCAGUCUUCCUCUUCUACUUUGUUAUUGGCUGGAUGAUCCUCACGUUCUCGCCAGCACAGUAG
Messenger RNA from Nerophis lumbriciformis (worm pipefish), 714 nucleotides. The record is from RefSeq and is a predicted model, not a curated record. NCBI's taxonomy places the organism in Eukaryota, Metazoa, Chordata, Actinopteri, Syngnathiformes, Syngnathidae.